Messenger RNA from Pteronotus mesoamericanus, 4350 nucleotides. RefSeq names its product mitogen-activated protein kinase kinase kinase 6 (gene MAP3K6). The coding region runs from base 350 to 4273 and encodes 1307 amino acids. The record is from RefSeq and is a predicted model, not a curated record. Gene Ontology annotation, molecular function: MAP kinase kinase kinase activity; ATP binding. Gene Ontology annotation, biological process: MAPK cascade; cellular response to stress; protein phosphorylation. Lineage: Eukaryota; Metazoa; Chordata; Mammalia; Chiroptera; Mormoopidae. The transcript has 29 exons.
CCUGCGGAGUCUGGGUGGUGCUCUCCUGCGGAGUCUGGGUGGCGGACAGGGUCGGACCGAUUCCCGGAAUCUCCCACGUGACUCUGAGCCACGGAUCACUGGAUGCCCCAGAUUCCCGGGACCCAAUUCCCGAUUUCAGAUCCUCACGACCUUCCAAGUAAGAGACUGCAUUUCGCCCUGGACUCCAGAUUUUGGAAACGGGACCUCUGGCGGGACUUUGGAUCUCCAGAUCCCAUAGGAGAUUCCCGGUCCCAAUCGGAUUCCCGGUCUCGAGAUCCCGGACACAUCGCCCCUGGCUCCUGUCCCGCCCCGGGUACCCAGAGCACGCCCGACGCCCGAGCGCCCCCGCAUGGCGGGGCAGUGCCCGCGGCCCGAGGCCCUUGAGCGCGCCGGCAGCUGUUGGCAGGACCCUCUGGCCGAGGCGCUGAGUCGGGGCCGGUCGAACGCAGCGCCCCCCAGCCGGGGCUGCGCGCGAAGCCGGCCUCUCAGUGUAGUCUAUGUGCUAACCCGGGAGCCGCAGCCCGGGGUGGAGCGCGAGCGAGGAGCCGAGGCGGAGCCGCUGCCGCUUCGCUGCUUGCGCGAGGCUUGCGCGCAGCUCCCCGGGUCACGGCCGCGGCCGCAGCUGCGCAGCCUGCCCUUUGGGACGCUGGCGCUGGGAGAUACAGCAGCGCUGGAUUCCUUCUACAACGCCGACGUGGUGGUACUGGAGGUGAGCAACUCCCUGGCACAGCCUUCCCUGUUCUACCACCUUGGUGUGCGUGAGAGCUUCAGCAUGACGAACAACGUGCUGCUCUGCUCCCAGGCUGACAUCCCUGACCUGCAGGCCCUUCGGGAGGACAUUUUCCAGAAGAACUCUGAUUGUGUUGGCAGCUACACGCUGAUCCCCUAUGUCGUGACAGCCACUGGUCGAGUGCUGUGUGGUGAUGUAGGCCUCCUGAGAGGCCUGGCAGAUGGGCUAGUCCAGCCUGGAGUGGGCACUGAGGCCCUGCUCACACCCCUGGUGGGCCGACUUGCCCGCCUGCUGGAGGCCACGCCCACAGACUCUUGUGGCUAUUUCCGGGAGACCAUUCGGCAGGACAUCCGGCAGGCCCGGGAGCGGUUCAGCGGGCAGCAGCUGCGGCAGGAGCUGGCUCGCCUGCAGCGGAGUCUGGACAGUGUGGAGCUGCUGAGCCCUGACAUCAUCAUGAACUUGCUGCUUUCCUACCGUGAUGUGCAGGACUAUUCAGCCAUCAUUGAACUGGUGGAGACGCUGCAGGCCUUGCCCACCUGUGAUGUGGCUGAGCAGCACAAUGUCUGCUUCCACUAUACAUUUGCCCUUAACCGGAGGAAUAGGCCUGGGGACCGGGAGAAGGCAUUGUCUGUGCUGCUGCCACUGGUACAGUGUAAGGGCUCUGUGGCACCUGACCUAUACUGCAUGUGUGGCCGUGUCUACAAGGACAUGUUCUUCAGCUCUGGCUUCCAGGAGGCUGGGCACCGAGAGCAGGCCUAUCACUGGUAUCGGAAGGCUUUUGAUGUCGAGCCCAGCCUCCACUCAGGCAUCAACGCUGCUGUGCUCCUCAUUGCUGCUGGGCAGCGCUUUGAGGACUCCAAUGAGCUCCAGCUCAUCGGUAUGAAGCUGGGCUGCCUGCUGGCCCGAAAAGGCUGUGUGGAAAAGAUGCAAUAUUACUGGGAUGUCGGUUUCUACCUGGGAGCUCAUAUCCUUGCUAAUGACCCCAUCCAGGUGGCACUGGCUGCAGAGAAGCUAUACAAGCUCAAUGCCCCCAUAUGGUACCUGGUGUCCAUGAUGGAAACCUUCCUGCUGUACCAGCACUUCAGACCCACACCAGAGCCCCUUGGAGGGGCCCCACGCCGUGCCCACUUCUGGCUCCACUUCUUACUACAGUCCUGCGGGCUGCUCAAAACUGCCAGUUCCCAAGGGGACCAGUGUUUGGUCCUGGUUCUGGAGAUGAACCAAGUGCUGCUGCCCGCAAGGCUGGAGGUUCAGGGUAUAAACCCAGUGAACGCAGUGACCCUGAGCCUGCUGGAGCCUGAGGCCCAGGACGGUCCCUCCAGCUGGACCUUCUCAGUCUCCUCCAUCUGCCGUGUCAGCACCUCCAAACAGGACGAACGCUGCUGCUUCCUCUACGGGCUUCCCCCGGCUCAGGACAUCCAGCUGUGCUUCCCCAGCGUAGGGCACUGCCAGUGGUUCUGUGGCCUGAUCCAGGCCUUGGUGACAAAUCCGGAUUCCAGGGCACCAGCGGAGGAGGCAGAGGGCGUGGGUGAGGUGCUGGAGUUUGAUUACGAGUACACGGAGACCGGAGAGAGAUUGGUACUGGGCAAGGGCACGUACGGGGUCGUGUACGCAGGCCGGGACCGGCACACGCGGGUACGCAUCGCCAUCAAGGAGAUCCCGGAACGUGACAGCAGGUUCUCUCAGCCCCUUCAUGAAGAGAUCGCUCUGCACAAACGCCUGCGCCACAAGAAUAUCGUGCGUUAUCUGGGUUCAGCCAGCCAGGGAGGCUACCUCAAGAUCUUCAUGGAGGAAGUGCCUGGAGGCAGCCUGUCCUCCUUGCUGCGGUCAGUGUGGGGACCCCUGCAGGACAACGAGAGCACCAUCAGUUUCUACACUCGACAGAUCCUGCAGGGACUCAGCUACCUACAUGACAACCGAAUUGUGCAUCGUGACAUCAAGGGGGACAACGUGCUGAUCAACACCUUCAGUGGGCUACUCAAGAUUUCUGACUUUGGUACCUCCAAGCGGCUGGCAGGCAUCACGCCUUGCACUGAGACCUUCACAGGGACCCUACAGUACAUGGCUCCAGAAAUCAUUGACCAGGGUCCACGAGGGUAUGGAAAGGCGGCUGACAUCUGGUCAUUGGGCUGCACUGUAAUUGAGAUGGCCACAGGUCGCCCACCCUUCCACGAGCUAGGGAACCCGCAGGCUGCCAUGUUUAAGGUGGGCAUGUACAAGGUACAUCCACCAAUGCCCAGUUCUCUGUCAGCUGAGGCCCAAGCCUUCCUCCUGCGAACUUUUGAGCCAGAUCCUCGCCUCCGAGCCAGUGCGCAAGCACUGCUUGGGGACCCCUUCCUGCAGCCUGGGAAGAGGAGCCGAAGCCCAGGCUCCCCCCGCCAUGCUCCACAGCCUUCAGAUGCCCCUUCAGCCAGCCCUCCUCUUUCCGCCGAUUCAACCACGCAGUCCCAGACAUUCCCACGCCCUCAGGCACCUUCUCAACACCCUCCCAGUCUCACGAAGCGCUGCCUCAGUUAUGGGGACACCAGCCACCUCCGGGUGCCUGAGGAGCCUGGGGCCGAGGAGCCCGCGUCCCCAGAGGAGAGUUCGGGGUUGAGCCUGCUGCAUCAAGAGAGCAAGCGCCGGGCCAUGCUGGCCGCAGUGCUGAAGCAAGAGCUGCCCGCGCUGGUGGAGAAUUUGAGCCUGGAGCAAGAACAGGGUCCCCACCUGGGCAGGAAUCUUGUAGAACAGCUACUGCGCUGCCUCGGGGCGCACAUCCACACUCCCAACCGCCGGCAGCUGGCCCAGGAGCUGCGGACACUGCAUGAGAAGCUGCGAGCCCAGGGCCUUGAGCCUGCGUGUCUGCAUGGAUGGCUCUUUGCCUUCCCUGGUGCGGUGAAGCAGAUUCUCCGCAGGCGCCAGAUCCGCCCACACUGGAUGUUCGUGCUAGACUCUCUGCUCAGCCGAGCUGUAGAGGUAGCCCUGGCAGUGCUGAGCCCAGAAGUGAAGAAAGAUGCAGUCCCACUGAGGUCAGAAGAAUCCAGUAAAGAGGAGGCCCCGCAGAAGCAGCAGGAGACCGCAGUUCAACAGAGCCUGCUCCCAAGGGAACCUGAGCAGGGCCCCCAACGUCUGAUGGUGCAGCUGGGCCUCUUGCGAGCAGAGACUGAUAGGCUGCGAGAUAUUCUGGCUGGGAAGGAACGGGAGUGCCAGGCCCUGGUGCAACAAGCUCUACAGCGGGUGAAUGAGAAGGCCAGGACCUGUUCCCUGGCCUCAGAACCCCCAGCAGCUCGAACAGUGGACCAGGGCCUGGUGCAGUGGCUACAGGAACUGAACGUGGAUUCAGGCACGAUCCAGACACUGCUGAACCACAGCUUCGCCCUCCAUUCCCUACUGACUUGUGCCACCAGAGAUGACCUCACCUACACCCGCAUCAGGGGAGGGAUGGUAUGCCGCAUCUGGAGAGCCAUCUUGGCACAGCGAGCAGGAUCCACGGCUGUUACCCCUGGCCCCCAGGAGGCUGAAGGAGGGCAUCAGAGGCAAGAGGCCAGAACCAAGGAUGGGUGAAUGCAGAAGACAAGCAACUUAUGAAACACCCACCCCAGGACCCAGGGGCAACUGGAGGAGGACGAGGACAGGGUGCG